Molecule: messenger RNA, 1191 nt
Organism: Arabidopsis thaliana (thale cress)
Lineage: Eukaryota; Viridiplantae; Streptophyta; Magnoliopsida; Brassicales; Brassicaceae
Product: F-box and associated interaction domains-containing protein
Exons: 1
Coding region: 1-1191 (396 amino acids)
Source: RefSeq, marked reviewed
AUGAAUGACUUACCCUUUCAUCUUCUUGACAACAUUCUCUUCAGAUUGGACCCCAAAUCUCUGGGGAUAAUGCGAUGCACUAAUAGAUCUAUCAAUUCGCAUAUAUCCAACGAUCCGAAUUUUGUAAGUGGAUACUCUUCCGAAUAUUCUUCUCGGGUUGGCUCCAGUCUUUUUCACGUUGGGAUCAGCUUGGGCGACAAUUUCAUCAUCUGCCACCAUUUUUCUUAUUCAUGCGAUUCUACUUCAGUGAAAGAAAGAUCAGUGUUGGAAUUUCUGUCUUGUUACAUUUUAGGCUCAUGCUCCGGCCUUCUCUUACUAUUCAUCGAUGGCCUCUUCCUCGCAAAUCCCCUCACAAAGAGGUUUCGACCUUUGAAUCACUCUGGCUCAAAGCUUCUGUCUCCCAUAUUUGGUCGUAAUAGUCAAAUCACCUCACGUGAUGACGGUAUAGAAGAUUACAAAGCUCGUAAGGAGAGAAGGAUGCGUGUUGGUUUCGUGGUAAGUCCCACCAAAGGUUUCAAGAUCGUAUGCAUACUCGAGAUGGAAACGGUGUACGGGUUCGAGAUCAGUGACGGAGAUUCAUGGAGGUUAUCGGAAACAACCAUCACCACUAGCUCAAAAAGCCUACUCACGACAUGGAUGAAACCUGUUUACUUGGACGGCACUCUUCACUGGCUGAGAAACGACGGGAGUAUCAUAGCUUUCGAUCCUGAGACAGAGCAGGCACGCUUCGUUCCUUCCGUAUUCCAUCGUGGAGGACCGGGUACGAAGCUGAUUUUCACGGAAGAUAGUAAGAAGAAUCGCCUGACCUUAAUAUCGGGGACGAAGGAAACAAUUUCAGUUUACACACUAGUCAACAAUUCCAAAUGGGACCUCACCAGGCAGAUCGCAAACGUAUAUGUGAACGAAAUAGAUCUUCUAUGCUGGCAGUUGAUUGUGUGCGACGGCAAGUGUCUUGUAGUUGUGGAGAACACUCAUAGUGGCUACGGCGUGGUUCAUGUGUACGACUUGGAAGCUAACAGUUGGAAAGUUUCAGGGUCGAAUGAAUUUAUGGGCAUGAGUAUCGGAGACUUCUAUAAGUUUACACCCUCCUUGGUCUUUGUCGAGGGAGAUGAGCAGGAGAUUAUAGCUUCUACUGAAAAACGCAUAAUCUCUGCUCUCACUGCGGUGAUGGGACUCACUGAUAGAACCUAA